AUGGGCGCCAAAGGAGGAGUCGCCCUCAAGUUCCUUCAAUGGUUCAUCCGGGGCGUCCAGCUUCUAGCCUCGGCACUCAUCCUCGGCGUCUACGCCUACUUCCUGGCCGCGCUGCACAACCAUGACCUGAACAUCACCAACCAGGUGCGCGCCGUUGCCGGGAUUUCCGGAGCGGGUGUGCUGUACAGCAUCAUCGGGCUGCUGCUCCUGUGCUGCCUUGCCGGCAUAAUGUUCACCUCCUUCAUCGCCAUCGUCCUCGACGUUGCCUUCAUCGGUGCCUUCAUCUACGUCGCCGUCGCCAACAAGAACGGCGCCAGCAGCUGCACAGGAUACCUCGACACUCCGUUCGGCAAGGGCCAGGACAGCAGCAAGGCCAACGGCAGCGAUGGCUUCACCUCGCUGCCUAGCUUCCACACCGCCUGCCGACUCCAGAGCGCCUGUCUCGGUGUCGCAAUCAUUGCCAUAAUCUUCUUUGUCCUAUCCAUCCUGACCGAGGUCGCCCUCGCCCGCCACCACAACAAGGAGAAGCGCUUCGGGCCCGGCCCCAACAACAACUACACCACUGGCUACGGUUCGGGCGGCCUCUUCAACCGUAUCUUCCGCCGCGGCAAGAAGAGGACCGGCCCCGAGGAGAACGCCCUCCCCGCGCACACCACCCCCGAGCAGCUCGACCACAACCGCCAGAGCUACGCCACCGAGACCACGGCCGUCCACAGCAACGACAACCCCUACUCCGCCGACUACCCCAAGCAGGAGACCGGGUACGGCUAUCCCACCACCCAGAACGGCGUCGGGCACCAGACUGCCGCCACGCCCCAGAACUAUCGCUACGGUGAUGGCGUCUAUGACCGUGCUUAA
Clonostachys solani is the source of this 858-nucleotide messenger RNA. NCBI's taxonomy places the organism in Eukaryota, Fungi, Ascomycota, Sordariomycetes, Hypocreales, Bionectriaceae. The record is from the annotation of a GenBank genome assembly.